AUGGUCAACGUGGACGUUCUUUCUCUGUUCGCGGCCUCUGUGAAGGCAGUGCUCAAGAUCGGCGUAGUAGCAGGCGCCGGAGUUCUCAUGGCGAAAUGGGGCAUCAUCACGAAUGAAGGCAAGAAGUGCCUCGGAGAACUGACGAUGACUCUUCUGAUCCCGUGCCUUAUGUUCACUCAGGUUGCGGAUUGCGACGUGCAAAUGCAGCAGAACAUUCCUUGCCCAAACAUGAAGUCGGUGAUCUUGGGCUCCUGGGUUCUAUUCGUGUGGCCACUUGUUGUCGUCUCGAGUGGGUACGGGCUGGGCUAUCUGGUAUCCAAACUGCUGAGGGUGCCGCAGACUUUUGCCAGGGCUGCUGCUGGGUCUGUCGCUUUCGGCAACUCCACGGGUAUGCCGCUCGUGCUUCUCCAGGCGCUCACCCCAUCCUUGAUCGCUAAUGGUAUUCUGAAGGAGAGUCCCCUGCUGUAUCUUCCUGUGUACCUGGUCUUGUCGCCACUCCUGCAGUGGACGAUCGGAUCUGCAAUAUUCCAAGCGCCCAAGCCGAAAGAUGAGGCCCCCCUUGCUCGAGAUGAAGACGGCGAGAGUGAGACCGCAUCCGAUGAGUCGGACGACGAGGGUGAGAGCGCAGAGCGUGACCCGGUGCAGGGAGACCAGGCCGACACGGGCAGGUCGGUGCAAUUUGUGCCACAAUUCGCCCCCCAGGCCGAGAUUGACGACGGGGUCACGUUGGAGUCAAUCAAGUCCGGACGCCUGCUGCCCAGGAGAAAAGAGACCGGGUAUGGACAAAAGUGA
This is a messenger RNA of Prorocentrum cordatum, 792 nucleotides long. NCBI's taxonomy places the organism in Eukaryota, Dinophyceae, Prorocentrales, Prorocentraceae. The record is from the annotation of a GenBank genome assembly.